Molecule: messenger RNA, 2169 nt
Organism: Lolium rigidum
Lineage: Eukaryota; Viridiplantae; Streptophyta; Magnoliopsida; Poales; Poaceae
Product: potassium channel KOR2-like
Exons: 11
Coding region: 1-2169 (722 amino acids)
Biological process (GO): potassium ion transport; transmembrane transport
Cellular component (GO): membrane
Molecular function (GO): voltage-gated potassium channel activity; protein binding
Source: RefSeq, a predicted model, not a curated record
AUGGAGAGGGAGAUUGUUGCAGAGUAUGAGAUUAACGAGAUAGAUGACACACUGCAUGGCUCUGUUGGGAGCAGGCUCACCCUGUUCGCUAGGGAGCUCAAGUGGAGAAGCAGCAGCUGGCAUGGCAGCAGCGCCCUGAGGCUCCCAACGAAUUGCUAUGGCGGCAGGUUUGUCAUAGACCCUAAUGGAAGAUGGUACAGGAUGUGGUCGAACAUGAUGUUCCUGUGGUCCAUCUACUCCGUCUUCUACACCCCCUUCGCCUUCUGCUUCUUUCGGGGCCUCCCCGAGCAUCUGCUGGACCUCGAGUGCGCGCAGCUCAUCUUCCUCGCCGACGUUGCCGUCCACUUCUUCCUCGCAUACCGGGAUCCUCACACCCACAGGGUGGUCUACGACAAGCAGAGGAUCGCCCUACGUUACAUCAAAGGCAGCUUCGCUCUAGAUAUGCUCGGAUGCUUCCCCUGGGACGCCAUCUACAAGUUUACAGGAAGGAUGGAGAUGGUGAGGUACCUGGUGUGGCUCCGGCUGUAUAGAGCAAGGAAGAUCCAGGGCUUCUUCAAGAAGAUGGAGAAGGACAUCCGCAUCAGCUACCUCUUCACGCGGAUCGUGAAGCUGGUCACCGUCGAGCUCUACUGCACCCACACCGCCGCCUGUAUCUUCUAUUACCUCGCCACCACGCUGCCGCCGGCACACGAAGGGGGCACUUGGAUCGGGAGCCUCACCAUGGGUGACCGCAGCUACAGCAACUUCAGACAUGUCGACCUGCUCACCCGCUACAUCACCUCUCUCUACCUCGCCAUCGUCACCAUGGCAACAGUCGGUUACGGCGAUAUACAUGCGGUGAACACGAGGGAGAUGGUGUUCAUCGUGGUGUACGUCUCCUUCGACAUGCUGCUUGGCGCGUACCUCAUCGGGAACAUGACCGCGCUCAUUGUCAAGGGCUCCAGGACUGAGCGCUUCCGGGACAAGAUGACGGAGCUCACCAGGUACAUGAACAGGAACAAGCUGGGCAGCGACAUCAGGUCCCAGGUGAAGGCGCACCUGGUGCUGCAGUACGAGAGCAGCUACAGGAGAGACAGGAUCAUCGACGACGACAUACCGGUCGCAAUCCGGUCCAAGACACUGUACAUGGACAUAGUUUCAAAGGUGCACCUGUUCAAAGGAUGCUCAGAGGACUUCCUGAGCCAGAUUGUGGUAAAAUUGCAUGAAGAAUUCUUCCUCCCUGGGGAAGUUAUUUUGGAGCAAGGCACCGUGGUGGAUCAGAUAUACAUCGUGGCACAUGGAUGCCUGGAAGAGAUCGGCAUCGGAGAAGGUGAGUCGGAAAUGAUCAUCUCAGAACUGCUUCCCUACGACAUAGUCGGCGAUGUCGCGGUGAUCUGCAACACUCCACAGCCAUACACAAUUAGAGUCUGUGAACUCUGCCGCCUCUUGAGAAUUGACAAGCAGUCCCUGACUAGCAUCUUGCAAAUGUACUUCAAGGAUAGCCGUCAGAUAAUGAGCAACCUACUCAAGGGAAAAAGAACUGAGUCAAAGGGGAAACAAUUGGAAUCCAAUAUCACAUACCUGAUAGCAAAGCAAGAGGCAGACCAGGUCAUUGGAGUCAACAAUGCUGCCUACCAUGGAGACUUGUUUCGGUUAAAAGGCUUGAUCAGAGCAGGAGCAGAUCCGAGUAAACCGGAUUACGACGGGAGGACUGCAUUGCAUGUUGCUGCAUCAAGAGGAUAUGAAGAUAUCAUCAGGGUCCUGAUCCAACGAGGAGCAAACGUCAACAGCAUAGAUAAGUUUGGAAAUUCGCCGCUGCUGACAGCGGUGAAAUGCGGGCACGACAGGAUCAUCUCGCUCCUGGUCGCGCACGGCGCAGCCCUGAAUCUGGAGGACGCAGGAGGCUACCUGUGCAGGGUGGUCGCCGAAGGCAAGAUCGACCUACUGCGGAGGCUGCUCAGAUUCGGGGUAGACCCCAACUGCAGGAACUACGACCGGAGAACGCCGCUCCACGUCGCCGCCGGAGACGGCCUGCCACUCGUCGCUAGCAUGCUGGUGGAGCUCGGGGCCGACGUCAUGGCCAGGGAUAGGUGGGGGAACACGCCGCUCGAUGAAGCGCGCAGGUGCAGCAGCAAGCCGCUGAUCAGGAUCCUGGAGCAGGCUAGAGCUGCUGUUGCAGCCGAUCAGUAG